Molecule: messenger RNA, 2269 nt
Organism: Sitodiplosis mosellana (orange wheat blossom midge)
Lineage: Eukaryota; Metazoa; Arthropoda; Insecta; Diptera; Cecidomyiidae
Product: epoxide hydrolase 2-like
Exons: 7
Coding region: 489-1544 (351 amino acids)
Molecular function (GO): hydrolase activity
Source: RefSeq, a predicted model, not a curated record
AUGCUACGUAAUCGCAAAGAUAAAAGUGACUUGCGUUAAUGUAAUAAAAUAUGAAAUAGUACAAGACAUAGGCAUCCACAAAAUAAUAACCGUAUUUAAGUGUGCUUGCUAUUUCGCUCGUACACUCGGUUUCAGAGAAAGCGAAAAGGAAAGAAAAGAAAUAAAUGAAGCACACCAACGAACGAAACCGUCGGUGUAUGGCUGCAGCAUGAAUGUACUGCAUAGAUGUUUUGCUGUCGACUGCUUUCAACUGAAUAGAUGUAGCCAAUAAGUGGUUCGCGUUUGCACAUUCAACAACAGCAUAAAAUCUCGCCUCACAAGCGCAGAGAAACUCUCUCUCUCUCUCGUUCUGGCUUUGUCACACUUGAUGAAGAUCAAUUUAUAGGCAAAAUAUCAUUUAAUCGCAUUUUGUUUUCGGCAAAUUUAACAAUAACAUCCACUUGUUUUUUUUUUUUUUGAAAUAAUAAAUAAUUUCAGCCGCGAUCAGAAUGUUUGAAAUAAUUCGAUGUGUAAUUUUGUGGACAUUUUCGAUUGUAUUCAGUUCGGUGGCAAUCCUUCGGUUACUGGUGCUCCAUUUAAGCAAAUUCAAGUCAGCACCAUGGAAACCCAAAGAACGGACUGUUGCUCCGGCAUUAUUAUCGGAUCCAAAAUAUGGACAGCACAAAUUUGCUACAGUUAAUGGAAUUCGCAUGCAUUAUGUCGAAGCGGGUGAUAAAAGUAAACCGUUGAUGGUUUUCGUCCAUGGUUUUCCCGAAUUUUGGUACAGUUGGCGUAAUCAAAUCACCGAAUUCUCCAAAGACUACUGGACUGUUGCAAUUGAUAUGCGAGGCUACAAUCUUUCAGAACGACCGGUUGGACUACAAAACUACUCGUUUCAAUACAUGGUUGACGAUUUACGCGGUUUAAUAGAAUAUUUGAAUCGCAAGAAAUUCAUUUUAGUGGCUCACGAUUGGGGAUCGCUUAUCAGCUGGGAAUUCACCUCUCAAAACAAGCAUAUGGUGUAUAAGUACGCGAUGAUGGGAGCGCCAUCACGUCGUGUUUUCAAAAAGACAUUCAAUUCAUCGAUGGACCAGUUCAAAAGGUCAUGGUACAUGUCAUUAUUUCAAAUGCCAUUUUUGCCCGAACUUUCAAUGAUGAGUGACGACUUUGGCCUAUUCAAUAUAAUUUGGGAGGAUCAAUUGGGCGAUAGUUUUACCGAGGAAGAUUUGGAAGCAUACAAAUACACGUUCUCAAGACCAGGUGCUCUGACAGCUGCAAUCAAUUACUAUCGAGCAAAUUUUGGAACUCGUGGCAAUGAAUUACAAUCAUCAUCAAAGAAUCGAUUGGACGGUUCCGACGGAAUGUAUGUUUUGGGUGAACUCGAGCAGUAUAUUUCGAAGAAUACGCUUGAAUUGACGGCUAAAGAAUAUCCGAAAAUUCGAAUCGAGGUUGUUCCCGGUGCCAACCACUUCUUGCAACACCACACUCCUCAAGCGGUUAACGAUUUGUUACGCGAUUUCCUAGGUUCAGCCGCUCACGAUUGCCCAAUCGAACCACUUAUUUAAAAACAAAAUAGAAAAGAAAACUCGACGGAUUCUUUGUCCGGAUUUGAUUCAAGAAAAAAAAUGUUAUUUAUUUUUGUUGGUUUGUUUGGGCAUUUUUUUGUUUUGUUUUAUUCGUUUGCCAAUCACUACACAAUGGACAUGCACGCUAUAGGGAGUGCUGUUGAUCCAUUCGAUUAGAUUAGAUUUUUUUUUCAUUGUUCUUCUCUAAAUGAAUACAGUAAUAGCUACUGCACCGGACUGAUUUCCCCUUCUAAAUAAAUAAAUUCACACGAUCUGUUCAAUUGAUGCAAAGUGCCAUGCUGUCUGUCUAAACGAUGUAAACGGAACGAUAAAUGUUUGCUUUUUUUUAUUCGCUUGCACUUUGAUUUAGAAAUUAUACACACAGUCUGAUUGAUAAACCAUUUUGACUCUUUAUACUAUUGUCUUAAGGCAUUCGUUCAUAUCGUUUCCUUUUUGUCGCAUCAAUCAUUCAUUCCUUUUCAUUUCUAGUUCAAGUGAGGGGGAGAGGCAGGGGAAAAUUGUGAAUUUUGAACAUAAUUUCAUUUGCUUCAACACUUAACAAUAUUACAAAUUAAAUAUCGUUUGACAGACGGGGAAUUUUGCACAUGGCAUCCGUGCGCCAUUUAUUUAAUUUGAAAAAUCGGUCUCUGGUGUUUGGUUCAAUUAUCGUAAAAGUAUUAUUGUGUCGCAUAAUUGUAAUUGUAAUAAAUGCGGUUCCUAAUAUU